Messenger RNA from Knipowitschia caucasica, 2349 nucleotides. NCBI's taxonomy places the organism in Eukaryota, Metazoa, Chordata, Actinopteri, Gobiiformes, Gobiidae. The record is from the annotation of a GenBank genome assembly.
AUGGUGGUGGUGGCGCAAAACCAGGGUCGGAACGAACACCUCAGGUCCCAGACUGCAAGCCAGAUGCACUCCAGCCCCGGUCCAGACGCCUUUCUGAAUGCACCGGUCGAAGAGGGGGCAGAGGCAAUCGAGCUGAGACGCACCGGCGCGCAUUGCAACUUGCAGCAAGAGUGGGCUACCAUCGAAGAGACAUAUAAGCGGAUUUGGUGCGGGCGCGACAGAUACAAGUCGCUGGCAGGAUUCGGAAAACUCCCGGUGGCAAACAACAAAGAAUUCCAUCCAGCAGUAACUGGGUUGGAAGUGGUCCGUACCAUAAAAGGAAUGGCCAGGAGGAGUUGCCCGGGACCCGACGGGCUGCAGAGGUCCCAGCUUCUCCUCUGUGACAGGAAGGGGCUAAAGCUGGCAAAGCUAUUCAAUGACUGGUUGAGGGCGGGGAUGAUCCCCAAAGUCUUCAAAGCAAGCAAGACAACCCUGAUCCCAAAAUCUAUUGACCCGGAACUCUGUGGCGUGAUUGGGAACUGGCGGCCACUGACGAUAAGCUCCACCGUUUUAAGGGUCUUCUCCAACAUAUUGGCCGCGAGACUCUCGAAUGCUUGCCAGGUACACCCCCGCCAGAAAGGGUUCGUCAAUGGCUCAGGAUGCAGCGAGAACCUUACGGUCAUUGACGGACUAAUAACACUGGCGAAGAAGGAAAGAAGGGAACUGGCUGUUGUGUUUAUAGACCUGGCAAAGGCGUUUGACACGGUCUCGCACCGGCUGAUUGGUGAGACGCUGACUCGGAGGGGUGUUGACCAGCUGGUGGUAAAGGUAAUCAUGGAUGGUUACAGGGGCUGCACAUCCUCAAUAAGAACAUGCGAGGGACCCACCAAGGAGAUCCCAAUCAAGCUGGGAGUCAAGCAGGGAGACCCGCUAUCCCCGCUCCUCUUCAACCUGGCGCUUGAUCCACUGCUCUACGCCCUGGAUGAUGGUAGAGCAGGAUUUGAGUUCGGUGAGGAUGCUGCCAUUGCGGCAAUGGCAUUCGCCGACGACCUUGUGCUGGUUAGUGGCAGCUGGGAGGGUAUGCGGUCCAACCUGGCAGUGUUGGACGCCUUCUGCGACAGGGUGGGUCUGGCUGUAAACCCGGACAAAUGUGUGGCGUUCCACAUUGGACAUCAAGGGCGAAAAGGGAUCCUAAACGCAUGUCCCACCUGGACCAUUAACGGCCAGCCAGUCAGGUUGCUAAAUGGGCAAGAGCAGGCAAAGUAUCUUGGGGUUGAGAUACACCCAUGGAAGGGAGUCUGCUGUCCCCCCCUGUCUCCGAAGCUCGAGAGCGGCCUUGUCAAAAUAGACAAGGCCGGGAUCAAACCGCACCAGAGGCUGGUGGUGCUGAGAUCCUACCUCCUUCCGAAGUUCCUCUAUGCCUGUGACCACUCGGGACUUUCUAGGGGAUCGCUCAGGGCCCUAGAUGCCAAGGUCAAGGUUGCAGUUAAAGAGUGUCCAAUUACCCAUGAGAUCUCCUCACUGCUUAACCUGGAAGCCAAGGUGAGGGAGCUAUACCUUGAGCUCACAGGUAUAGUCGCACCUGAAGACCUGGGCGAUGUAGUGGCUCAAAAGCUGCGUUCCUCCAACAUGAAAGUCCUGGAGCACAACAGAUGGAAGCUCCUGAGGUCGCAGGGCAAAGGGGUUGAAGUGUUCGCCAAUGACCAAGUCUCAAACUUUUGGUUGAGACAGCCCGUUGUCUCGGGGCUGACAGUCUCUGAGUUCCUGGUGGCUCUCAGACUGAGGUCCAACACGGUGAUCAUGAGGUACUCGGCGGUGGCCAGGGCACCCAACGCUGACUCGAGCUGCAGGUUCUGCCAAUACCCUAAGGAGACCCUGCCCCACAUUAUAGGCAACUGCCCUGAAUUCAAAGAGAACAGGAUGUCCGCCCACAACAAGGUUUGUGGCAGACUGGGUGACCUGGCAUCAGAAAAAGGCUGGAAGGUCCUAAGGGAAGAGCAUGUCAUUGUCUCUGGAAGGACGUGGGUCCCGGACCUUAUUAUAACAAAAGAUGGAAAGGGCAUGGUCCUGGAUGUCACCAUCUGCUUUGAGCAAAGCCUUGGCACCUUGAGGGAGAAAGCUGAAGCAAAGCAGCAAAAAUACGAACACCUCAAGCCGGUACUGGAGAAAGGCCUUAAACUCUCCCAUAUGGCAGUGGAGGGCUUCCCCAUGGGUGCGAGAGGGAAGUGGCACAAAGGCAACUACAGGAUACUGGAGGAGAUGGGCUUCUCGAAAACGGCUAUGAAGCUGGAAGCGAGAAGGCUGUCGAAACUGGUCCUCGUCAACACAAUAAAGACCGUCCGAUUAUACAAGGCCAGAAUCAGACCUUAA